This is a messenger RNA of Pestalotiopsis fici W106-1, 768 nucleotides long. RefSeq lists its product as uncharacterized. The record is from RefSeq and is a predicted model, not a curated record. Bases 1 to 768 code for a protein of 255 amino acids. Gene Ontology annotation, molecular function: phosphatidylcholine lysophospholipase A1 activity. NCBI's taxonomy places the organism in Eukaryota, Fungi, Ascomycota, Sordariomycetes, Amphisphaeriales, Sporocadaceae. The transcript is spliced from 3 exons.
AUGGGGUCCAACAGCGGCAGAUCCCCUCUCCGGGUUCUUUGUCUGGGCGACUCCCUGACGGGCGGCUUCCCUGCCCAGCAUCCAUACGGCGGCAAGCUGGAGGAGCGCCUCGAGGCCGCGUUCCCGACGACGCACCACGUCGAGGUCGAGGUCGACGGCGUGCCCGGCGAAAUGGUGACGGGCGGGAGGUUUGCCCGCCGCAUGCGCAACCUGUGGAGAAUGUACCCCGAUGAGCGCGCCUUUGACUGGACCAUUGUAUUGGGUGGUACAAAUGAUCUUGCAUGGCGCCACCCGGCCAGCGAGGUUUUACAGGAACUCGAGAGAGUAUGGGCAAUUCCGCUAUCCAAAGGGAGCAAGGUGUUGGCCUUGACAAUACCCGAGUGCAAGGUCGUGAAUGAGGCCCUGGACGAAGCGAGGAAGACGAUCAAUGACGGCAUCAAGGCUUGCAACAAGCAGAACUUCUACACAUUUGACCUUCACAAGGCCGUACCAUUCCAUAGCAUGUCUACAGAAGACCGGGUAAAAUACUGGGACCCAGACGGUGUGCAUUUCACCGAGGCUGGCUACGACUUGAUUGGAGAAAAGGUGGCCGAGGGGCUGAUCAAGAUCCUGCACUUGGAGGAAGCACAGUCUACAGAAAUCAGCUCCAUCGUGUCGGACGAGAGACAGAGGAAACUGAUUGAGGAAUUGAUUUUCGAGGAGGAAAGAGGCAACCCCAGACUCUUGAGCCAGGGGUGGAUAAUUGUGCGAAAGCGUGAUCUUGAUUGA